This is a messenger RNA of Ooceraea biroi (clonal raider ant), 4973 nucleotides long. RefSeq lists its product as uncharacterized. Gene Ontology annotation, molecular function: heme binding; peroxidase activity. The record is from RefSeq and is a predicted model, not a curated record. Lineage: Eukaryota; Metazoa; Arthropoda; Insecta; Hymenoptera; Formicidae. Gene Ontology annotation, biological process: response to oxidative stress.
CGGCGACUCGGCUCGACUCGACUCGGAGCGGCGGCACCUCUCGCUUUCACUCGCCGCGUGGUUGUGCGAAGAGGAGGCUAUCACGCCGCGUCCGCGACGUGUCUCAGUAUCCGUCGGAGAGUUGUUGGAGAUACGCGUUUGGGUUCCUUGAUGUCAUUCAUGCGGCACACCGCGUCGGAUCGACGUAACGUCUGAAAGAAAAAGAAAGAGAGAGAGAGAAAGAGCUUUUGAGAAAGCAAAUUUGUUUCGUCGAAUAAAAAAUCAUAUAUCUCAUAAAUUUCGUGGUUGCCGCGUCGAAAAGGGGAGAGCGAUAGGGGAUCGCGGCGUGCGCGCGGCUAAGAGGCACACGAUCACAAGGAGUCGCGGGAGAUCGUGAGAGCGAAGACAAAGGGGAAGAAGAAGAAGAAGGAGAGGAAGAAACGUCGUCGGAAGGGUGACAGAAAUGGUGACAGUCGGCUGGCUCGGGAGCAGCUUGGUACUGCUGUGUACACUGGUGAUCGUGGUGCCGGCGAUAACGUUGACAGACAGCCAGCUCGAUAUUUUACAUUACAUCUACGGGAUCGAUUAUGAUUUGCAGGCGAGAGCACGUUCGGCCAUUGAGGCGGAGAGAUUCGCCUAUCAAUCGCGACAAAACAGGAUACAGUCAGCGAGUACGUUCUGUAGAGUCCGAUCGGAGAAGCCAUGUCCGCCCACCAAGUACAGAACACCCUCCGGUGCUUGCAACAACGUGAGGCACCCUGCUUGGGGUGCGAGGGGUUCUCCAUUCUUAAAAUUGCUGGCUCCGAUAUAUUCGGAUGGCAUCUCGAGACCGCGUCAGUCGGUGAACACUCACAGUCUGCCCACGUCGACCGACGUCGUCUCCAGCGUUCUAAUAUCCCCCUCAUCCUUCUCCGCGCCGGAGGUAGGUGCUCACGAGGGUCUGACCAGUCUCUCCGCGGUCUGGUCGGAGAUGGUGCUGCAGGACAUCGCCGCCACGGUGCACUCCACGGGGCCCGCGGAUCAGUGUUGCUCGAGUGAACGACGGCAUCCGGAGUGUUAUGAGAUGCGCGAUGAGAGGUCCGAUUGCAAGCGUUACUGGCGCUCGAUGCCGAGUCUGACGGUGCACGGCUGCCAGUUCGAGGGGAGAGAGCAGAUGAACGGCGUGUCUGCGUACCUGGACGGCUCGGCGAUCUACGGCGCCACCGACGAGGAUCUCCACCUGCUGAGGUCCUACGAGGACGGCCUGGUCGAGGUGAACGUCUGCGUGCCGUACAAGCGCAACGAGACGGAGUGUCUGCUGCAGCGGGUGCUGCUGCGCGAGCACAACCGCGUGGCAAGGAAGCUGGCGCAGGCGAACGUGCACUGGGACGACGCGAAGCUGUUCCUGGAGGCGCGCCGCAUCGUCGUCGCGCAGCUGCAGCACGUCACCCUGAACGAGUACGUGCCGGCGAUACUGAGGGAAACCGCGCUGGUCGACUCCGAGUUGAGAUCGCUCGCGAACAGCUUCUACGCCGGCUACUCGUCGUCGAACCGCGCGGGGACGUACGAUGCCGUGGCACUCACGGCUCUGCGUGCUCUCGCGUGGACGAUAGGUCUUCAGAAGGGCAGUGUCGAGGAACACGUGACUAAGUCGGCCCUUCGUGUCAGUCUCACAAACGCGCCGGAAGCUGCCGCUUGGUCCGUACACGAGGCGCGGGAUCACGGUGUGCCUGGAUACGUUCGGUUCCUGAGUGACUGCAUGGGAGGAAACGUUAAGAUUGGGAACUUUACGGAUCUGACGCGAGUGAUGCGACCCGAACGCGCGCAGCUAUUAAGCACGAUUUAUGCGCACCCGGAGGACAUAGACUUGCUCGUGGGAGGAAUUCUGGAGAGCCCGAUCACGGGUGCUGCGGUCGGCCCAACAUUCGAGUGCCUUCUCAAGAAGCAGUUCGUGACGAUGAGGAAUUCCGAUCGCUUCUGGUACGAGAACGAUAUUCCACCGUCGGGAUUGACGCCGACACAGCUGGCCGAGGUCAGAAAAGUGUCACUUGCCGCGAUCCUCUGCGCCAACACAAACAUCCGCAAGAUCCAGCCGAGGGUAUUCAUCCGGCAGGAUCCGUAUCUGAACAGCAAGAUCAAUUGCGAGCAGUACGAACCGCUGGAUGUCGCGGAGUGGACCGAGGAACCGUUACCGCUUCCUGCGGUAAUGCGGCAUGAGUUUGUCGUAAACGACACGAGCGCGGAAGAAACACGGCAAUUCAUGCCGGAAAUCAGCUCAGACUUGCUCGCUGCCGCGGUGAAGCGGGCGGAGGAGGAACUGCUCGAGCGUAAGCAACUGGAGUACAAUGCCUGGCUGGAGCAGAGGAUUGCCGACCCGAGAUCAGCCGCUGGCACCGCGGCUAGCUUCUCCAAAGCCAACCGAGACGCCCUGCUGCUCGCCAACUCGUCUAUCAUGUACGAGCUCGCCACGAACGAGAUCUUGAAUGGCAUGCACGGCCUGCGACGUAGGAAGCGACAGAUUUUUGACAGCACGGAGAACGUGCUGGGCGGUUUCCCCAAUUCGAACGACUUCUCCGACCUGCUGCAGAACGUCGAUAUAUCCGGCUUUCUGCAUAAUCACAAGCCGACAAAUCACGAGGAAGUACAGUGCCCGGUAGACGACAGCCCGUGCGAUCCCACUACGCCUUACCGCACCUUAUCAGGACACUGCAACAACCUGCGCAAUCCUCCUCUUGGCAAGUCGCUGACGACCUUCGCUCGGCUGCUACCGCCCGCGUACGAGGACGGUGUCUCGAAGCCAAGGGCCAUGUCCGUGACGGGAGUGCCGUUGCCAAACCCGCGAGUCAUCUCCACCGUCAUUCAUCCCGACAUCUCGAAUCUGCACAACCGCUACACGCUGAUGGUGAUGCAGUUCGCGCAGUUCUUGGACCACGACAUGACGAUGACGCCGAUUCACAAGGGUUUCCAGGAGUCGAUCCCUAGCUGUCGAUCGUGCGACUCGCCGCGCACCGUUCAUCCCGAAUGCAAUCCUUUCCCGGUACCACCAGGCGAUCACUACUACCCUACGGUGAAUGUCUCGUCGGGCGCCCGCAUGUGCUUCCCGUCGAUGCGAUCGCUGCCGGGUCAGCAGCAGUUGGGUCCGCGCGAACAGGUGAACCAGAACACUGGCUUCCUAGACGCGUCAGUCGUCUACGGGGAGAACUCGUGCAUCUGCAACAUCUUGCGCGGCUUUAACGGCCGCAUGAAUGUCACGUCGAAUUCGAGACGCGGUAGAGACCUACUGCCGCAAUCGUCCACGCAUCCGGAGUGCAAGGCUCGCUCGGGAUUCUGCUUCAUCGGCGGCGACGGCCGUGCCUCCGAGCAACCGGCCCUCGCGAUCAUGCACACGAUGUGGAUACGCGAGCACAACCGCGCGAUGGAGGCAUUGCGACAAAUAAAUCUCCACUGGGACGGCGAGAAGUUGUUCCAGGAGGCGCGACGCAUCAUCAGCGGUAUGCUGCAGCACAUCACGUACAACGAGUUCCUGCCAAGGAUUCUCGGUUGGAACGCCGUCAGUCUGUACGGUCUGAAAUUGCUACCGCAGGGUUACUACAAGGAAUACUCGCCCACCUGCAACCCCAGCGUGCUAAAUGAGUUCGCUACUGCGGCCUUCCGGAUCGGCCACUCGCUGUUACGGCCGCACUUGCCGCGCAUGGAUCGCAACUAUCAGAAUAUCGAUCCACCCAUCCUGCUGCGCGACGGAUUCUUCAACCCGGAUAUGCUCUAUCAAGAGAACAUGAUUGACGAGAUGAUCCGUGGUCUCGUGGCCACGCCGAUGGAGACUCUAGAUCAGUUCAUCACCGGCGAGGUGACCAAUCAUCUGUUCGAGCAGCGCGGCAUACCACAUUCCGGAGUGGAUCUGAUAGCGCUGAACAUUCACCGUGCCCGCGAUCACGGACUGCCGUCGUAUAAUCACUAUAGAGCGCUCUGCAAUCUGAAGCGGGCUACCACAUUCGAGGACUUGUCCAGGGAGAUGGCACCCGAAGUGAUAGCCCGCAUGAAGCGCAUAUACGCGUCGGUGGACGACAUCGAUCUAUUCCCGGGCGGCAUGAGCGAGAGACCGCUUCAGGGUGGCUUGGUUGGACCCACGUUCGCCUGCAUCAUCGCUAUUCAGUUCAGACAGUCGAGGAAGUGCGACCGUUUCUGGUACGAAACCGACGAUCCGAACAUUCGUUUCACCGAGCAUCAGAUGGCGGAGAUCCGCAAGACCACGCUGGCCAAGGUGAUGUGCGAGAACAUGGAUUCGCAUACCGACAUGCAACGAGCGGUGCUUGAUCUACCUAGUAAUUUCCUGAAUCCACGCGUACCCUGUAAUUCCAUGCCGCACAUAGAUUUCUCCGCUUGGCGAGAAACCCGACACGGCUGCCAGAUUGGCGGCAGAAACGUCGCCGUCGGCGAGUCGGGCUUUCCUACGCCGUGCACCAGCUGCGUCUGUACCGCUGAGGGCACGCAAUGCGCCUCGCUGAGAGUCACGGACUGCAAUCAACUUCUGCGUGAAGCUUCCCGAGAAGCGAUCCUGCGAGAUGACGUGUGCACCGCCCAAUGCGGUUUCGUUCUCGCGGCGACGGAAACCACCGCGAGGUUACAACAGUUCACCACGCCAACCAGUCCGGGUUUCCCCGGUUUUCCGGCGCACACGAACAGCUUGAGAAGUUCGCCGAUGCCGGCCUCAUUUAACGGCUUCAAGCUGCCCGAUCUCUCGCAAUUUAUCGGUUAAAUCGGGGGAAAAUAACGCGAAGACUUGAAACCUCGUAACACUCGUUGCUUACUGAUUAUCAUAUUGUAUCGCAGGGAAGACACUGCCUUUAUUUCGAGAGACUGUACGACAAACGCGAUCCCAAAAUUUCACAACUAAUUGGUCGUGCUCAAUCCUAUGAAGGAAAACCUGAAAUAUGACGGAGAACUAGAGAGAGAGAAAGAGAGAGAGAGAGAGCACGUUUUGAACACGUAACACGUGACGCGAGGGACAGUUAUCG